Gilbertella persicaria is the source of this 1683-nucleotide messenger RNA. Its product is annotated as mannosyltransferase putative-domain-containing protein. Gene Ontology annotation, cellular component: Golgi apparatus. Bases 34 to 1659 code for a protein of 541 amino acids. The record is from RefSeq and is a predicted model, not a curated record. Lineage: Eukaryota; Fungi; Mucoromycota; Mucoromycetes; Mucorales; Choanephoraceae. Gene Ontology annotation, biological process: protein O-linked glycosylation. The transcript is spliced from 4 exons. Gene Ontology annotation, molecular function: alpha-1,3-mannosyltransferase activity.
CUCCCUUCUUUUUUUCCUCUUCUUGUGAUUCAAAUGAAGCCACAAGUGAAUGGUCGACUUGUUCGACUUGUUUCCAUCAUUUUGACCAUUUUUUGUCUCUGUUUCGUAUUUCGAUAUUUGCUGGAACUUGAGCAGAAAAACGUGUUGCGUAAAGAGCAAGAACAAGAAGCUGCUCGAUUGUUUCUCAAGCAAGAAAAGGAACAGCAGAGAAGACUGUUACUUGAACAAGCACUUGAACGAGAAAGAGAGCGUAAACAAAGAAUUUUAGACAGUAGAGCUAUUAUAGAACCAAAUUUAACCACAUUAGAAAAUACCCAGCCUGAUUUAUUCAAAAAAUAUUAUAUUGCAGUUCCUUUGCCUAUUGAAGAGUGGAAAGAUGAAACAAUGGCGUUGUUAAAGUCGCCUCUAGGCCAACAACUUAAGGCUGAAUUACUGACGAUUCCUGAAAAUAUGCCUCAAUUCAAAUCAUUAACUACUCAAGAACGUGUAUUCAAAUCCUUAUUUCAAUACUUGGAUCCCAUCCUUGCUGAAGGCAAAGUGGAUGUCAAGCAUGAUCCUGCCUAUAGAGAUGUAUGGAACUUUUAUGAAAGCUUGGAAAAGAUCUUGUAUCCUUGGAUCCGACCUUAUUGGAAAAACGUAUUUGACAUCAACAAGAAGCAAAGUCCUCGUCAAGGCAUUGUCAUGUGCGUUGGUAAUGGUCAAUUCAAACAUGCAGCGACUGCUGUACAAGCCAUUCGUGAAGUACUCAAGUCGGAUAUGCCUAUUGAAAUCUUUUACAUUGAUCAAUGGGACUUGUCUGAAGAAAAGCGUGCCUAUUUCAAUGCAAUCCCUAACGUAUCCACGGUUGAGAUUUCUAAGCGUAUUGAUAAUCGUUAUACUCAAUUCGGAGGCUGGUCUAUCAAGCCGUAUGCCAUGCUUGCUUCUUCAUUUUCUGAAGUCAUUUUGAUGGAUGCUGAUGUCUUUUUGUUCAAAAAACCCGAGUCUUUUUUUGAAGAUGAAGGAUACAAAGCCACCGGUACAUUAUUCUUUUUGGAUCGUACCUUGUUCAACAAUUUUUACGAAGGUCGUCCAUGGCUUAAAUCAUUCUUACCUACCUAUAGUACCUAUGUAGAACAAUCGAGAUGGUGGAAAACAACUUCAACCCACGAACAAGAGUCAGGAAUUGCUGUGAUGAAUAAGAAAAAGGCUUUGUUUGGCUUAUUGUCCACAUGUAAAUUGAACGACAAGGAAGAGAGAGAUAAAGUGUCUUAUAGACACUCUCAUGGUGAUAAAGAGACAUUUUGGAUUGGCUAUGAAAUGAUUCAAGCACCUUAUGCUUUUGUUCGAUCUUAUGGUGCAGUCCUUGGCGGCCUAGGUGACGCAGGUGCAGCUGGCACUGUCUGUGGUAAUCAACUCCACCUGGAUACAAAUGAUAAUCGACCCUGGUGGUGGAAUGGUGGUAUUUUAAGAGACAAGAACAGAUGGGAAGAUCGUUACUUGAAGUUUACUCAUUUUGCAGAAGGUGAAGAUUGGCAAUUUGAGACUUCAUGUAUCAAAGAAACAGACAAAAUCAGAGAAUUGAACGAUAGAGAAAAAGCUAUUGGCGAGGAAUUGAUCCAAAUGGAUAAGAGAAGAAAAGCUGAACAAGCAGGAGGAAAUUUAUCAGAAGAUGAUGAAUAAUAAACAGUAAUCAGAAUUUAUACA